Messenger RNA from Rubroshorea leprosula, 837 nucleotides. NCBI's taxonomy places the organism in Eukaryota, Viridiplantae, Streptophyta, Magnoliopsida, Malvales, Dipterocarpaceae. The record is from the annotation of a GenBank genome assembly.
AAUAGAAACAGAGGCAUAAGAUGGACAGAAAGAAUUUUGAAAAGAAAGGAAAGAUGAAAAACUGCGAGCUCUGCAAUUCUCUGGCAAAGAUGUUUUGUGGAUCAGAUCAAGCCAUCUUGUGCUGGGACUGUGACUCCAAAGUUCAUGGCGCCAAUUUUCUGGUUGCCAAACAUUCAAGAACUCUACUCUGUCACCUCUGUCAAUAUCCGACCCCCUGGAUUGGCUCUGGUCCGAAGCUCAGUCCCACCAUUUCUGUCUGCCUUAUUUGUGUAAACAACGGUUCUGGUGGAGUUGAGAAGAAGAAUGAAGAAAGAAACGGUGAUCUUGAUGAAGAAGAUGAUGUGGCUGAAGGUGAUGACAGUUACGAUGAUCUCGAUGAGGACGAUGAUUGUGACAUAGAAGAAGAUGGUGAAGAAAAUCAGGUGGUUCCCUGGUCAUCCAGGCCUGUUCCUCUGUGUUUAAGUUCUUCAACCAGUGAAGAAUCAUCCACCAGGUUCUGCCGCCACAGAGCAAAUGCUUCCCAAUAUAGAACAGCCGCCCCUGCUUCUCCAGAUCGAGAAGGGUGCUGCUCCUUUCCUACAGAACAAGGCAAUGUGAAUUGGUCUAAUUCAUCAGCCACUUCUUCGCCAUUGAGAGACAACAAAUGCACAAAAUAACUCCCCAGAGAUUCAGUGAAGUGAUUCAACAAGACGAUUCGGUGUUAAGAGUCAAAAACAGUUCACGAUAUCCACAAUAUGGGGAGCUCCUGAAAGAUUGUCAGUGGCAUUCCUACUAACUAUACUUACCCUGUCUUCAGUGCUCUGUAUUGGGGACGUUCAAUAAGGCAAAAAUAUGACA